AUGGGGUCUGAUCAAAGGGUGGGUCAAAGAGGGCAUGACUUGAAGGGUGUGUUCUCAGCACCCAGCUCUUCUUCCUCUCUGCUUCCUGGCCAACAUGGAGUGAGCAGCUCCCUCCUCCUCCAUGCCAUUUCUGCACUGGUGCCUGCCAACGACGGACUGAACCAAAAUGAACCUGGUAAAUCUCUCAUUUGCCUCAGUGCUUUUCCUCCUCUGGCCUUGCAGCUAGCACUUCGCUGGAAUCCCUGUGACUGGGCACCUCUCCUUCUUCCCCACUGCAGUCCUUUUCCUUCAGUCCCCUGCCCCAGAGUCACUGUCCAUCCGGUCUGCAAGCUUGGCAAAGCCGCAGAGCUCCCUGCUUCACCAGUCCCGGCGGGUGGGGUGGGGUUGUGGAAGGUUGCCUGCGUGGGCAGCGCACACCCCUCGGGUGUGGGGAAAGGACGGGCAAGUAGUCAUUCUCGAUCUGCGUGGCCUCUUCUUUCCCCGGUCCUGCCGCUUCCAGAUGCUGCUUCCUUGCGCAACCCUGAGGAUCCACUUUUCUCGGACCAAUAUUUUCCAAAGGGAAAAAAGAAAGCAAAGAGUUCUCUUCAUUCAUCCUUCUUCAGGCUCCAACUUGGACUUGCAGACAGGCACUUGUGCCUAGUUCUCAGUCAGCGUGAUCCAGCUCCGAAGAUCAGAAGUUUAGAGUGUGAACAAAGACUGAACUCCUUUUGGAAGCUGUGUGGCAGAAUUUGUCUUCUUGCCUUUUCUUGCUUCUGGAGGCUGCCUGCAUUCACUGAACACCAUUUGGUUAAGAGAAGAUUUAUUGUGGGUGUGAUGAUGCCUGAAGAUGUCAUAAUCAAGAUUGAUUUAGACUGCCAUAGCCAGAUUGAAGAUGUAUAAAAGCUAUCAUCACAUUGACAUCAAUAUAUCACAAUCCCCGAAGCACUAAAAAUAACUGCUAUGUGAACAAGUGUGUAACUGUUUUAUUGACAUUGGCCUAUUACUGAAACAUGAAUUUAGAAUUACAA
Chinchilla lanigera (long-tailed chinchilla) is the source of this 1007-nucleotide messenger RNA. RefSeq lists its product as uncharacterized. The transcript has 5 exons. The record is from RefSeq and is a predicted model, not a curated record. Lineage: Eukaryota; Metazoa; Chordata; Mammalia; Rodentia; Chinchillidae. Bases 1 to 879 code for a protein of 292 amino acids.